Molecule: messenger RNA, 252 nt
Organism: Macrosiphum euphorbiae (potato aphid)
Lineage: Eukaryota; Metazoa; Arthropoda; Insecta; Hemiptera; Aphididae
Source: the annotation of a GenBank genome assembly
AUGAUUUUGCAUUCUCGCAUCAAUUUCGCUGUCGCUGAAUUUUUGGUCGUUGUGCAUGUAGGCUUGUCAACCAUGAGAAGAUUCAUUUUCAGCUUCAAAGCUGAAUGUGCAGUUCGACCGCCUUCCAAUAAUGUGGCAGCAAUGCCAGAGCAUGCGACAGCCAACGCAAUUUGUGAUCUUGACCGAAUUGUUGCCAGAAUCAACGAAAAGACGAACGUUUUGCCUGUCCCUCCAGGAGCAUCGAAAAAGUAA